CGCUUUUCCGAUUCGGUUCCAUGCGUAAGUUUCAUCAUUAACAAGUUGCAGAUAUCGCUACAUAAUGUCUCGUAUUUUUAGUAAUAUUGGGAAAUUAGGUUUGGCUCUCGCUGUUACAGGAGGCGUAGUACAAUCUGCACUUUAUAAUGGUAUGAAUUUUAUUAUGUGUUCAACUUUAAAGCAAAAUGCAUCAUGAGUUAAUAAGUUUUCAGUCAGUUUGUUGUCAAAAUGUUUUUUUAGAGGCAAGGUCACACAAAUAUUACAAAAAGUAGAGCCUCCUAUUCCUAUUUUAUUUGUUGUUUAUAGUAGUGGGUCCUUCCUACAUAUAUUGUUAUUAUAGUCUACUUUAAGUUAAACCUUGAAUAUUGCUUGGCUAUGCUGUACUGUAUGUCGUAUUAGGCAGCCGAGGCCAGGCUCUGUAGCUGUAGCCACUGUAGGCCUAGUUAAACUACUAAACCUUAAAACUUAAGACUUUAACUACCUAGUGACUCGUGUGAAUUCAGUUAUAUGCUCUAAUCAAAAUAAUCCAAAACUGUUUGUAGGCCUAGUAAUUGUAGCCUGGCUACGUAAUAAAAAAAAAUAUAGCUAGUAUAGUAGGCUUGGCCAGUAGUAGUAGUAGUAGCUCUACUGCCACUGGUUACUCAAUAUGUCAAUGACAAUGGAUAUGCCCUAAAUGAAAUGGGCCUAGGCCUAGGUCUAGGUAGUUAGCAGAAUGGGUAUUGCCAAGAGUUGUCUCUCCCUAAGCGCAGUAACUUCACUUUCAUGAUAUCUUUCCCUGUUUCUGGGUGUCUUACUUUUAAGUUCUAUUUUAAAAAAAAACAACUUAACUUUUAACUAACCGUAACAGUUCAAGGUUUUAAAUUUGUUUAACGUUAUUGUCUUACUUUAAGAGGACCUAAAACACACACACACCCACACACACACCCCCCCCCCCCCCCCCAAUUAGAUUAAGUUAAAACAUUAAGUUAGUACAUUAAAAAUUUUAAUGUUUUAGUUGACGGAGGACAGAGGGCUGUAAUCUUUGAUCGACUUCGAGGAGUUCAGGAGGAAGUAGUUGGUGAGGGAACUCACUUUCUUAUUCCCUGGGUACAGAGGCCAAUCAUUUUUGACAUUCGUUCCAAGCCCAGGAAUGUUCCAUCAGUUACAGGCAGCAAAGGUAUUUAAAUUAUUUAGCCUAAUUUAAUGUAAAAUCAUAUAAUGGUUUAUGCUCAAUAUACUUACUGUUUUUUUUUUAAUUUGUAGAUUGAAUUUAAAUGAUUAUUUUUGCAGCCCUUUUAACUGGUUUUUUUUUUUUAAUUUAAUAAAAAUGUACGCAUGGAUUCAUAGCUUUUUUUCUUCUAUAUUACAUUAUUAAAUAAAUAAAAUGUACCGUACAUAAAAUAUUAAUUUGACUUAGUAAUGAAUUUUUUAACAUUUGUCUUCAUUUAAAAACAGAUUUACAAAAUGUCAACAUCACUCUCAGGAUUCUGUUCAGACCCCAAGUUCCAGCUCUCCCUAAAAUAUACACCAAUCUCGGCAUAGAUUAUGAUGAGAGAGUUUUACCUUCCAUCACAACUGAAGUUCUUAAAGCUGUUGUGGUAUGCUUACAGAUUGCUGUAAACUGAUUGUUAAUAAAUUUUGAUUGCAGCGCUUAAAUUUUGAAUAAACUAAUUAGAAUUUGGGAUAGAGAUAGUCAAUAUAGUUUUGUUGUGUAAUGUAGGCAUGUGAAGGGUAGGAUAUAUCAGACCUGUUUACUCUUACGAUUUUGGCGUACAAUGUAUGAUUUUGAGGUGAAUAAAUUAUAUAUACUGUAUGUUUAAUUUUUACAGGGGGUAUUGAAGGAUUUUGUGAUGAUAUUGUACGGUUUUAAGAGUUUGAGGGUAAACAGGUCUGAUAUAUUGUUUAUGGGAGUACUUUUUAUUGCUGAUAAUUAAAAUAUAUGUCACACUGUAAACUUUAAAUGAAUUUUUCUUAAUGAAUGGAAUUAUUUUGAAUCUAUUUUUUUAAAUUUCUGAUUUUAUAUGCUAAUGCAUUACAUUUUAAAAAAUGUAUCUUUUUGCUAACCACUUACACGUCUUUUAAUUUCUCCAGGCCCAGUUUGAUGCCAGUGAUCUGAUUACACAGAGAGAGUUGGUGUCCACCAGAGUUAGUGAAGAGUUGACAGAAAGAGCUUUACAGUUUGGUAUCAUUUUAGAUGAUAUAUCUUUGGUGAGUUGAUUUCUAAUAAGUGGGAUGUUUAUUUUUUUUUAUUCUUCUUUCCAUCCGGUUAUCAUUUUUAGGAAAACUGAUUUAUCGCUUUUUACAAAGAAUUCCCACCUGUUAUAUUUUGUUAGAUGGUAAGAGUGAGAGAAAUCUAUUUUUAGCGCACUCUGACGAGUCUGUUCCCUGUUCUGGUUUCGAUACCACAGUUUAGUACCAGCACAGCAUGUGGUCGUUAAAUUCUUUAUUACCUUUGACCUGACUGCGACAUUGCGGUCUGCACUUGUGCACACUUGUCAAUUGAUAUUGAUAACAGACUACAUGUAUACAAAGAAAAAGGGCGAAAUUAGAUUUCGUUUUAAAUGGCAGCCAUCUAAUGUAUCAAUCUUUUUUUGCUCUGAAGUAAUACUCCAACCCACUCUUGUUUUUCAAAGUAGCUCACUCAAAUAUUUAUCAAUAUACAAUGUGGAUGAAAUCAUGCCAUUUUUUUGACACAAGUACUUAGGAUUUUCUUAUCUGUUGUCAAUGUAGACUUUCUUGAUAGUCGUUUAAAAAGAAAAUAAUCUGUUUAUUAUCUUCUUAAUGUAUUUCAGACUCACCUCACAUUUGGAAGGGAAUUCACAGAAGCAGUUGAAGCCAAGCAGGUUGCACAACAAGAAGCAGAGAGAGCUCGUUACAUUGUAGAAAAGGUCAUCUUAAGUUCCAUUAUAUCUUGUCCUAUGUAUUAUUACAAAAAAAUGUACUUAAAGAAUAGUAAUUUGGAAAUAUCUUAACUUAACAAUUUGUACUGACAUCCUGGAUAUAAAUAAACUAAUGCAGUCCAUAAUAUGAUUUACAUGCGUAUAUCUCAUAGAAUCUAAUUUCUUAUGAAUGUGUUGUUGCAAUUACUUGUUGAGAAAAGGUUUUUGUCAGAAACAAUAGACUAAGAGAAGUAGUGAUUUGAAAUGGUUUUCUUUUUUACUUUAUGUCUUAAAGUUUGAGCUCCAAUUUAAAUAAUGUAGCCAAUAACUUUUGAAUAACGUAUUAAAAAAUUAGAUUUUAAUAUAUUUUUCCUUUCCAAGAAUUUACCCUAUUUAAAAUCCCUUUUCCACUAUAUAGUCACUUUGAUUUAUAUGAGUAUGGUCAUAACUUUGAAUUGCUGGAGUACCUAUGUACUAGACCUACUGAGCUUAGUAAUUCAGCACAGUUGACCAUGUUUUACAUGUCCUGGCUACAGUUUGUGACAUCUUUGAUUUUCUGAUAUUUUAGGGAGAAAAAAAAUUUUAAAUGUAUUCUAAAAGUGUUUACCUGCGAUGGAGAAAUUUUCUGGAAAGUUUUUUGUUUACUAAGAUGUGUCCAGGAUCCCGGGAGAGAAAUCCUACUAGUGUCUGAUGUCUGUUAAACGAACUGGAUGACAAUUUUUAUUGAAAUGUAAACCCUUAUGCACAAUACUAUCUCUUUGUUGUAUUUUUUUUUUUUUUGACAGGCAGAGCAACAGAAGAAAGCUGCGAUCAUUUCGGCCGAGGGUGACUCUAAAGCCGCUGAAUUAUUGGCCCACGCUUUCGGUAAAGCCGGAGAAGGUCUGGUUGAGCUGAGAAAGAUUGAAGCGGCCGAGGACAUUGCCUUCCAGCUCUCUAAAUCUAGAAAUGUUGUGUAUCUACCCCAGGGCCAGCAGACUCUGCUGUCCUUGCCGCCCCAGUAAUUUUGACAUUAACCCAAUGUUUUUAAGGAUUAUUAUUUUGUGAUUUGAAUUUUUUUAUAACAGAAAUAAAUGUGUAUGCUUAACAAUGUAUGGUUCACUUUUAAAUUUGGGAAUCAGUGCCACCAGAGCCUUUUAUAGCAUCUCCGACAGAUUGAGGGUAAAUGUCAUUCAUGAUACAACACUCCUUUUCUGACUGACCGGAUCGUUCUUUAUUAUCAACUUUUGAUUGUUGGCCAGGCAGUGGAUAAAUAGCUCCGUUGGUUUAUUUAAAACUGCAAAAAUAAAUUAUGAUUGAUCUAGGAAACAUUUUCAGUGUAUUAAACAUUGUGAUAUUUUUUCCUCAUUUUGCUGUGAGAAAGUUGUUUCAGAAUAAAGUAUAAAGGUUCAGUAAUGCUGUCUACUUACU
Lymnaea stagnalis (great pond snail) is the source of this 4265-nucleotide messenger RNA. Lineage: Eukaryota; Metazoa; Mollusca; Gastropoda; Lymnaeidae. The record is from the annotation of a GenBank genome assembly.